AUGGAUGUCGAGAAUUUCGGAACCAAACAGCGGCCAGCGACUGCAGCGUUGACUUGGCAUUCUGGGCCUCUCAAGCUGCCCGGCCAAACGAUCGCGGCCAAGAUCCGCGAGGCCGAGAAGCCCCUGAAGCGUCUCUUCAGGGAAGCUUUGUCUGCUGGGAUCGUCUCCCACCAUCCCCAGGGCCAAGACUCAUUUGUCGUGACUCUUCCUGAGAAUCGCAUUGCAGGAAACUGCUUCGUGAACGCUAAGGCCGUAAAAUUGGCCAACCAUUACCUUCCUGACAACAGGUUGGCAUUUGGGUACAGUUCAGAGAGGUACACUCUCGCUCUCUACUCUAACUGGACCCAGCCCUUGGACCAGAUGAGAGAGGCGGUCCUCCUGACCUGGAACAUGGUCAUGCUGCCAUACAUGGAGGUGUUAAGACAAAGGGAUUGUCGCCUGGACGACUUCAUCACGAGUGUGCUCGUAAAUGAGCACGGAGCCAGUGAUAUAGUCGUCGAGGCGACAACCCCUCUGCCUCAACACCUCCGUAUUUGGCAGCACGGUUUAAGGCUCACUGCGACUCAGGAAGAGCCUCACAAGGCGACCGAGGAGUUCAUCAAUUCUUCGUCGCGGAGAAACACCAUCACCUAUAGCAAACCUCAGUCUGCGCCUCUUGUGGCUUCUCCCACCGCUUCUGCCGCCCCCUUCACCCCUACGAUUCAAGUGGCCAAAUCCGCAGAGAGACAUGGCAUGAAUGACUCCAUCCGCAACAGCGCUGCCGAGCCUCCAAAGAUCCCCGAGCCUGCUGCGACAUUGCGGCUCACCCCCGAGACGCCUUCGUUGCAGAGUCCCUUCCCUUCGACGUUGCCCGCCAACCUAUACAGACAAUCGACAUCGUCCCGGAGGGAACUUGGGGAACGCUCUCCGCCAUCUCGCACAUACCGGAUCCCGUCGCCACCGAGGGCAUCUUCUCGCAUCUAUCCCACACAGCAGCACGACAUAACGUCUCGCGGAAAAGCUCGCCAUGAGGAGCCUCAUUGUUAUGAGCUUCGUGGCGAGCAGCCUCGGAUACCAACAGUCGGCUGCGCCUGA
Molecule: messenger RNA, 1074 nt
Organism: Colletotrichum fioriniae
Lineage: Eukaryota; Fungi; Ascomycota; Sordariomycetes; Glomerellales; Glomerellaceae
Source: RefSeq, a predicted model, not a curated record